Molecule: messenger RNA, 1788 nt
Organism: Capronia epimyces CBS 606.96
Lineage: Eukaryota; Fungi; Ascomycota; Eurotiomycetes; Chaetothyriales; Herpotrichiellaceae
Exons: 1
Coding region: 1-1788 (595 amino acids)
Biological process (GO): negative regulation of phosphatase activity; negative regulation of transcription by RNA polymerase II
Molecular function (GO): phosphatase inhibitor activity; transcription corepressor activity; chromatin binding
Source: RefSeq, a predicted model, not a curated record
AUGGACGAUUCAGCCCUCGCCCGGGUCGAGCAACAGCGCAUCGAGCUGGAAGCUAACAUCACCAAACUGCGCAAGUCACUGCGUCACUGGCAGACGCUUGAAAUUGAUUACGAGGGUCUGAAGGAGGAGUUUUUAGGAACACCGGAUGACUCCUCUGCUGAAGAAUGCUUACGAGCUGCGAGGGACUUCAGGCCAGAGUUGAUCGAUGAAGAAGAGUUACAGGAACUCGUCGUAGACAGCAAAUCACGUCCUCGUCAGCCUGCUCAACUAGUGGACCUCUUGACCAAGCGUGUGGACUAUGUCUCCCGGAACAUUGAGACGGUACGGAGACAGCUCUCUGAUGCUGAGAGGAAAAGGAACGCUCUUCUUCUGGCCGAGGAGCCCGAGCACCAAGAGGAUGCCGGUCUUCCUCUCGCCGAGAUCACAGAGGAGUUGGACGACUCAGGACGAGUAAUCUCUAGCAAGGUGCAAACUCCCGGCUCCUCGGCACCUCAGUUGAUAGACGUGCUUAAGAAAGCCGGCAUUGAAGAUUUGGAAGAGAUAGAUGGGAAGAUCACGACAGUGGUCUCUCCAGAUCGAGAUGGUUUAGGACCGAGUCACACAUCACCUCAACAAGGAGUCGAGCGGGAGGUUCGACACGACGACCAACCGUCCACUCGACCCAUUAUAGAAGCCGAGGAAGUUACCGGGGAGGCCCCUACCAAUCCCAAUGACACGGAAGCUGAUGCCAGACUCCGUCGAGAGAUGUGGGAAUACUCUAGAGGGAUGGACGAAGUUGGUGCAAUUGUUGCAGAGCUUGAUCUCGAAGAAGAUGCCUCUGAUAUUGAUUACGACGAGCAGGAUGACACCCUCGAAUUAGAUUCGGACCUUGACAAGGACGAUGACUUCGAAGAGGAGGAGUCCGAGGACGAAAUUGGCAAAAGUACCCACCGACUUACAAUUCCACGAGGGUAUCGAAAGAGGAUGGAGGAGUUGCAGGAGAAAUUGGGUAUGAAGAACGUGGGACCUCAAGCCACUUCGGAACUCGUUGUCGAGACUCUGAAGCAGGAACAGCGACCACCAGCAGCUGAAGCGGCGCGGAAAGCUGCCAUCGCCAGAGAAGAGAAAUCCAAGAAGAGCAGUUUGAAGUCGGCUGUAAAAGAGACCACUUCAGGGGAGAAGAGUGUAAAGAGAGGGAAGUCGGGCAAAAAAGUUGCAUUCUCCUCGGAACUGGAUUUCGCCCCCGAACAACCAACAGGUAGAAUUGCCAGCGUGGCUUCCACGGCCUCACCGGGAUCUCCGCCGGCGCCAAAACCUCGGCCGAUUAAUGAUUCGGUGGUGGAACGAGAGGUUGCUACAGUUGAAGAAGAUGUUGUCGCACCAGUUCCGACCUCUCUCACUGGGAAGCAGUCUCGUUUCAAGGCUGCGCGACAAUUACAACCGCAGGCGCCCAUGUUCACUCCCCCAAUGACUUUCCCAGCGGAUUCGUCGAUGCAAGGUCAGGGAAAGUCGAGCUCGCCGGUUCCUCCAGCGCAGCUGGUCUCGCCGAAUGUUGUCGAGCGUCCGUCUUCGACCGUCGCUAGAGCUCCCGAUCCGGAUGAUUUCCCUGAGGAAGCCCACCGUCGCGAGAUCGCACUGGAGUAUCAGCGACACCGGAUGAAACGAAUUCAGUCUCAGGAGAGUGGGUUCGUGGGAGACGGAGAGGAGGACAACUACGGAGAAAUGAUCACCUCGGGCAGCCGGAUAGGUGGCGAAGACGGACAGGAGAGAAGAAUCAGCAGGUUCAAAGCUGCGCGGAUCAACCGAUAA